AUGCGAUUGUUUUUCAAUGCAUUGAGAUGUUUUAACAUCAUUUGGCUUCUCAACAAUAUCAAUGGACAAACAACAUCAAUACUUAAUCCGAUCGAUAGUUCAUCUGGCACAUCAAUGUCUAAAAAUGUUUCAUUUGUAAAACCUGAAGUAAAACAAAGUUCAUCGGUUCAUAAACCGAUUAUUAGUUCCUGUGAAAGUUGGAAUACAAGUGGAAUUAUCAUCGCAAAUAGCAGUACAAACAAUAGUACAAGUCCAUUUAGUGCAUUCGUUGAUAUGAACAAUACACUUUACGUUAUUGACAAAAUAAGUAAUACCAUGCGAGCGUGGUUGAAAACGGGUAAUGAAUUGAAAUUAACAUUAAAGAAUAAUGAUACAUUGUCAACUGCAUUCUUCGUUACAAAUCACGGCAACAUCUUCAUUAACAAUGAUAAUCAUAGUCACGUCAAAAGAUGGACUUCGGCGUCAAACUAUCCGAUGAUCAUCAUGUAUAUCAACAGAGGAUGCAAUAGUCUUUUCGUUGAUGUUGGAAAUAGUCUUUAUUGCUCUAUUAAUGACGGCCAUCUAGUCGUUAGAAUGCACCUAGACGGAAACUACAGUCAAAUACUGCCGGCUGCUGGUACCGGUUGCAUUGGUUUGACGGCGAUGAUGUUAAAUCACCAAAGUGGGAUAUAUGUCAACACUAACUUUGAUUUGUAUGUUGCAGAUACGAGAAAUGAUCGAAUCCAACGAUUUGGGUAUGGUGAUUUAUCAGGAACUACAGUCGCAGGAAAGUCAUCAGCGAGCAGCGUAGCUCUCAAUAAUCCUACAAGUGUUAUGCUGGACGCCGAUGAUCGUUUGUAUAUUGUUGACCACGGUAAUCAACGUAUUAUCCGAAUAGGACAUGAUGGGAUCCGAUGUCUGAUUGGCUGUUCGACGAAACAAUGUGCAUCGUCUGAUCAAUUAUGCCAUCCAUUGACUGCUAUGUUCGAUGCUCACGGAAAUAUUUUUGUUAUUAAUCAACAACAGAAUGGGAUACAAAAGUAUUCGUUGCUAAUUAAUUCAUGUGAAGAAACAACUGUCGACCUUAAAGCCGAGCCUCCGACUACAACGACAAAACCAUUUAGCACACACAGUUGUGCUCAACCCAAUGUCGUACUUUUCCCUGGUCAAUCAUCGUACAAUAGUCCUUUGCAAUUUCGACGAAGUCAAGAUUUCUAUGUCGGUGCUAGUUUCAAAGUAAAAUGCGACACACUUUUCACAAUCCAAAUAAAGUGGAAUAUCUUCAACUGCACGAUGAAUUGUUCAGUUCCUGCCAAUAUCGAUCCAUCGAUAGAUAAGACAACAAGUGAACUAAUGAUUCCUGCAAGAACUCUAACUUAUGGACUCUAUGAACUAAUAUUAACUGUAACGAUGACCGGAAAACAUUACUCAGUGACAAAACAAUCGGUUUUCGUGAAAAUCAAUCCAACAGGUACUACAGCAAAUCUCGUUCCAUACGGAACAUCAGUAAUAACAAGUGGUGAAGAACGCAAUCUUGUACUUGAUCCAGGUACUCAUUCAAUCGAUCUUGAUGAAAACUCAUUCAAUGCUAGUGAUUGGACAUACAGUUACCAAUGUCGAGUAUAUGAUACAAAGAAUCUCAAGCCAUUAACUACUAUCGAUAACAGUAUUGGUCAUCCAUGCUUUUUUAAUCGGAAAGAUAAACACCCUGGAUGGCAGGAUAGCUCGACAGAUGGUUCUCUCUCAUCGAUAACGAUUCUUAGUGGAUCAUUAAAAGCAGAUCAUACAUUUCAAUUUGUGGUUUAUAUAACAAAUCUUCGGAAUGCUACAUUAAGAGCACUUGGUUAUCUGCUGGUCAAAGUUGAAAUAACCCGUCCUUCAAUGAUCGCUGUUGCUUGUGUUAUUUCGUCGAUGUGUUCGCCAAAUCAAGAAUAUCAAUAUAUCAACCCAAGUACUCAAGUCGCACUAUUCUCAGAAUAUGUUGGUCAAUCUCAUACUCUUUCAAGUAUUUCUUGGACCAUCCAUCAAGGUCAGAAUGAUUCAUCAACAAAUAUUGUUCGAUGGAGCCGAUUUAACCAUCUCAGUUCAUCUCAAAAGCUUUUUUAUGGAAUGAACACCAGCAACUUUACUGCCAUAAAUACUCUAUUCUUACAAAAUCCAGAGAUCAUCUACUGGCGGUUCGAAGUUACCUAUACUUUUUCUAAUGAAGCAAGUAUGAGUGCACUGAAUUUUAUCAUUAACCAACCGCCACAAAAUGGAUCUUGCUCGAUUACUCCUCCGAAUGGUACAAUUACUACUGUAUUUACGGUUAACUGUUCUGAUUGGCAUGACGAUGAUGAAAUUAAAGAUUAUUCGGUCUACGUCAAAAGCUUAACAGGCAAUUCGUCAGAACAAAUCAUGCUUGCUUUCAAACCAGCGUCUCAUAUAGAACUUCAACUACCAGUGGGCACUGGUCCUCACUCGUUCCUUAAUCUAACAGUUCAAAUUCGAGAUCGACUGAAUUGUGCUCGAGAAGUGCAACUGAAACCUGUCGCUGUUACUGCAGAUUCAGCGGCUAUCGAUACAUUCAUGAACAUAGUUCAAAAUCUAGAUAAUAUCAAUACAAGUAGUCCUAUUAUCGAAGCACUUACCAGUGGUGAUCAGAGCCUGGUUGGAUCAGUCGUUACUUCUCUCGCACAAGAAUUUAAUAAGAAAUCUAAACAAGACUUAGAAAAUGCGAUUGCAGAUGGUACUGAUGCUACUAGUAUCUCCAUAUCACCGUUAGGUAGUCAACGAUCAUCUAACUCAUCAUCGGUCACCAAAAAUAAUACUACAGUCAUCGAUUAUGCUGAAAGAUUAAACACAUUAGCAGGUGUUCGAGAUUAUCUGAUGAAAUGUACAGCUAGUCUUGCAAUUCUUAACGUUAAUAGUGUUAAAUUACUGGCCGCUAGUCUGGCUCAAGUAACACAAACAACAAAUGAAUUGACUCGAACAAGCUCUCUGUUAGGUGCACAAAAAUGUCAUCAGCUUGCUGUCGAAUUGCAUAAAAGAGCGAGAACGACACCGUACGAAGAUGCACGAUCAGCUGUAGUUCAGAUUUCUCACUGUAUCAAUAACAUCGUCACGGCAGUCAAUGCACCAUUACAACAACGAGGUGUUUUCCUUAAUGAUAGUUCUACUCAUGAGAAUAUAGGUUCAGAUGAAUAUGAAGAUGAUCUCGAACUGAAUGAUCUUAUUUUAAAUUCGAUCAAAGAUGGAGACGAAGAAUCGGUGAAGACAAGUAUUCGAACACUUUACUAUCAAAGGAAAACAGCGAAUCAAGUUGCUGAAUUAGCAAGAACGACUCUUUCACUGCUUACUUCAAGCUUGAAGAUUCACGUCAAUGUUGAACAACAACUACAAGUCAAUUCACCCUCAUUACUCAUGUCCUUGGAAACAAUCACUGUUGAUUCGCUUGCUGGUAAACUCAUCCAACUGACAGACAAUGCACCUAUUUAUAUGCCAAAAAACAUACAAAUCAACCUCCCAAAAGAUACAUCCGUAUCUCUUCGAGCAACAAUACAACCAUUAGCUCCGAUUGGUACUUCAACAUCACACGCGAAUUCCAAUAUGUCAACAGCAAUGUCAUUAACAUUAUUCCAAUCCAAUAAUGUAGAAGUUCCAUUUACGACUAGUUCGGAUCAACCUAUUGAAUUUUUUAUUCCACGAGAUCAGAAUUUAUUGAUUCCACCAUUGAUCGCACAGAAUAUAACAUCCAAUUUCACAUUUCAUUACAUUGACUUGAAUAAAUACGUAACGAACAGUAAUCUAACAGUGUCCUUACAUUUUGAGGUACAACCAAUGGACCUAAAUCUGAGUUAUUUGUUUAUCUAUCGAUUUGAGCAAUCAUAUCCAACAAGUGUAAAUCGACGUUGGUCUACGCUUUGUCCAUUAAAUGUGACAAAUGAAAAUAUUCAUACCUAUUUUCUGGAUAAUCGACAAACAGCUGGUCAACAGUCGCUAAUUUUUCGUUUUGAAGAAUUGAAUCGAACAGACUUUCAACAAUGUGAGCAGUACAGAACAAAGCAGAACACAUUCACAUCAAAUGCAUUGAAGAACCUUACAUCAGACUAUAAACUUCGAAUAUACUCAUCGGGUUGCUAUUAUUUAGAUAAACACAAUAAUUGGCAAUCGGAUGGUCUUUGGGUUGGACCAUUAACAGAUCACUAUCGAACUCAAUGUUAUAGCACACAUUUAACAACAUUUACCAGUCAUUUUCGAAUGCUAUCAUUUGGAAAUUAUUGGAAGGAGGGUGCGUUCUACAAUCGAAGAAAUCUUACGCUAUUCAAUGAAACAAAAACGACUCUUGAUCAAACAUGGGCGAACUGUUCUUCAUGA
Messenger RNA from Adineta ricciae, 4335 nucleotides. Lineage: Eukaryota; Metazoa; Rotifera; Eurotatoria; Adinetida; Adinetidae. The record is from the annotation of a GenBank genome assembly.